Coregonus clupeaformis (lake whitefish) is the source of this 2578-nucleotide messenger RNA. Its product is annotated as protein prune homolog 2-like. The transcript is spliced from 11 exons. Gene Ontology annotation, biological process: apoptotic process. The coding region runs from base 183 to 1190 and encodes 335 amino acids. The record is from RefSeq and is a predicted model, not a curated record. Lineage: Eukaryota; Metazoa; Chordata; Actinopteri; Salmoniformes; Salmonidae. Gene Ontology annotation, cellular component: cytoplasm.
CUUAUUUGGUACCAGCCUGGGUCAUGUGACCACAAAAUGGUGGAAGCUGUGAGCUGUUUGUAAACUGAGCAUCUCUACCAAGAGCCUUGGAGGAAUAGAAAGACAGCUGAAAUCCAUGCUCUGAGACAGAGAAGGACAGAGAUUCCUGUGCCCCAGUAGUGGUUCCCCUGGGUGAUGAAGGCAUGGACCUGGCGUCUCACAGUAAGAUGAGCUCAGAGGGGGCCGAGGGCAGACCAGGUGAACCUCAGACACUGGCAACUCUGUGUGUGAUGAUAGCCCCUCCCAACUCGCUUCCCCUGCAGGGCACGCCGGGUGGCCCCUCCCAAAGGAAGAAGCUCUCCGCCCCGCGUAUCAGCCUUUCACUUGACCAGAGUGAAGAGGAUGCCCUAGAGACGCCCGACGACCUGGAUAUUAACGUGGACGACCUGGACACACCUGACGACACAGACUAUCUGGACUACACCGACACUGAGCUGGACUGGGAGGAACCCCCGACAGCCAAUCGUAACGCGUCAAAAGAGCCGUGCGAGCCGAUUCCUACGUGCAGUGCAGCAGAGGAGCGUCAGGAUGCGAAGCUGUGGAGGGCCGUGAUCAUCGGAGAGCAGGAACACCGCAUCAACAUGAAGAUCAUCGAGCCCUACCAGAGAGUUGUAUCCCAUGGAGGUACAGGGUACUAUGGAAACGGAGUGAACGCCAUCAUAGUGUUUGCGGCGUGUUUCCUCCCGGACAGCGACAGUGAGGACUACCAUGAAGUCAUGGAGAACCUCUUCCUGUAUGUGAUCAGCACAUUGGAGCUGAUGGUGGCAGAGGACUAUAUGAUUGUCUAUCUGAAUGGAGCCACGCCCCACAGGAGGAUGCCUGGAAUGGGCUGGCUCAAGAAGUGCUACCAGAUGAUUGACAGGAGGCUCAGGAAGAAUUUGAAAUCCUUCAUCAUUGUCCACCCGUCCUGGUUUAUACGGACCAUCCUAGCCAUCACCAGGCCCUUCAUCAGCACCAAGUUCAGCAAUAAGAUAAAGUACGUGAACAGCCUGGCUGAGCUGCAGGAACUCAUCCCCAUGGAGUACGUCCACAUCCCAGAGUGCAUCAUUAGCCUUGACGAGGAGCUGAAGGAAGCGGCGCUGAGCUCGACUGUGAGCAGCUUCCUCCAGGGACCUGAGCCGACGUCUGGGAGACCAGAGUCAAGCCAAUAAAACCAACAGGAACAGCUGCUAGACAAAGUGGUGUUCAACACCACUGGAUAUGGAUGGUUGUGGCUUCGCUUCAAAAUUGAAUUUCACAUUGUUUUAAAACACAUGAUUGUUUCGUGCACUAGAAACAAUAAAACAGAUGUACUAUUCCUGUGUGUUUGUCAGACACGGAGACUAUGAAAACACUCCAUAAUCCCUGUUAGCACUCAGACGUAGUAUCCUAUAAGACCACCAUAACAUUAAUCUAUAGCACCACUGACAGACUUUAGAUUAGCACCAGGGGUUUCUUAAUCCUGGUCUUUGGGACCCACAGGGGUGCACUGUUUUGUUUAUUCCCAGCACUAACACACCUAGUAGCACACCAAGGUCUUGAUGAUUAGCUGAAUAAUCAGGUGUGUAAGUGCUGGGUUGGAACAGAAAGUUGCCCAGGACCAGCAUUAAGAUGCUUGACACUAAAUCCACAUACCAUGAUAGUUCGUUAAGGACAGAAUUACAAUAUGGUCACUCACAGUACAGGACACACGUCCAUUCUUAGCGUCAAAGUUGUAAUGUUGUACUUUGGUAAUAAUGCAUGAGCAACAGUGAAGCAAUAAUAUCUCAUCCUUUAAAGGUAGACUCAGUGAAAUGCCGUUGCCACGAGCAGCACCGCAGAUAUUGAGAUGAGCAAGAUGGAAGACUUCACUCACACAGUAUCUGUGCAUGUGCACGCGUUCGCUUCACGGUGUCCACAGCGUGGUAGCCCCGGGACCAAAGCAGCGGGGAAGUCUACCUUUAAAUGUUAGUCCCCAUCUGGAAUUUAGACAAGUCAUUAUGUCCUUGAGACAACAGCACGUCAAUGAUGGUAUGUCAAAAUCAAUCUGACAUAUCUAUGGCAUGCUAAAACCCAGUCACCUUAGGAAACGACCAAGUUACGCUUCUCAAUCUUUUUUUAGAUCUUAUUCUGGAUCUUGACAGUGUUUUACCACUAACAUCCCUAGAUGUUUUCACGUUGAAUCAAUCUGAAGUAUAGAGGAUGAACUGUGUAACCAUAGAAAUAUAUUUCUGUGUGUAACCAAGUGAUGUGUGAAAACAAGCUGUCAGUACAUUGUGAGAGCAUGUCCUUUCAGAUGCCUGUCCUGUGAGUCGAGCGUGCCGUGUGUGUGUCCUGUCAGUGUGUGUUUCCGUCAGACUUCCUACAUGUUCACCGUCUAGGGCUCUUGCUGCACCAAACAGGAUGACCUCAGAGUGGGACAGAAAGAGCAGCGUGGGUCUCUGUAAAGCACAAUUUCACAUCCCAUGUGUGGGUGUAUGCGUGUGUGUCAAUGCAUGUUUCCUCAGAUUGAUGGCCUUCUCCAACAUUGUGUAUAACAUGAUAUGAUGGAACACUAAAUCAAUAAAUAGUUUUACGCUGA